This is a messenger RNA of Anneissia japonica, 4928 nucleotides long. RefSeq names its product UDP-N-acetylglucosamine--peptide N-acetylglucosaminyltransferase 110 kDa subunit-like. The transcript has 16 exons. Bases 1656 to 4277 code for a protein of 873 amino acids. Lineage: Eukaryota; Metazoa; Echinodermata; Crinoidea; Comatulida; Comatulidae. The record is from RefSeq and is a predicted model, not a curated record. Gene Ontology annotation, molecular function: protein N-acetylglucosaminyltransferase activity; protein binding. Gene Ontology annotation, biological process: protein O-linked glycosylation.
CACUGGUGCAGGCAGGUGACAUGGAAGGCGCGGUUCAAGCGUACAUGACGGCUCUUCAGUAUAACCCAGUGAGUAUGAAGGACUUGUACUGUGUACGCAGUGACCUCGGAAACCUGUUGAAGGCCCUUGGCCGACUGGAUGAGGCUAAGGUAAGAACAGUGGUAUACAGUGUAGUUACUGUACAAUAAUUUCAAUUUAAAAAAAAAUUAAUAAUUCUUUAAAAGUGGACUUAAAAUUUAAAUGAAGAUUAUAACAUUAGCCCUUAAUCAAAUAAUUUUUAAUAAGUAAAAUGGCUAAUAGUCAUAAAAUAGGAUAAUUAUGAUGACAACAAUUAAUAAUGACAAUUUUUUUUUUUGGCUAUUUCUAACUAAAUGUUUUAUGUUAGGUAAAUAUAAGGUUUAGAAUGUAACAUAAAUCUUGCUAUCUGGUUAUAUACUAUAGACCUCAAUAUAAUUUGAAAGGCCAAUUAGAUUUUCCUGUCAUAAAAAGACUUUUUAACUAAAUAGUUAACUAUAAUGUUUAUAUAUUUGAUUAUUUUGAUUUAGGUAAAGGUUUAAGUCUAAUUUGAGAAUCUGUAUUUGCAGAUUACUUUAUUUUUGCUAUUUUUGUAAGAUGUUCAGAUUUCUUAAUACUUUCAUCUGUUUUUGGAAAUUAUUUUCUGGUCACAAGAGUGACAAUUUGAACCUGAUAACUUUUUAUUGUUUAUAUUGUUAUAAACAAUAUAAACCUUGUUUCAUUGACAAGUACGUCAAAUACAGUGUGUUUUGAUGUCAAAAUUUUAGUAACUGUUCGCUGAAGACAUGUUAAUUCUUUGCAUUCUGUGCCUAUGUUCCUAACGCAAACAGGGGCGGCAGCCGCGCAUCCUCUGCUUUCUGUGUGAUUGUGAAAGAAUUAAAGCGCUUCUUUUUCAGACAUUUGCGCAUUUUGUUUGGUGCAUGCUUACAACUAGUGCGCCAAAAAGGACACAGCUAAAACUGCAUUUUUUGCGUUAAGUGGGUAUUUACCCAUUGAUUAUCUUUGAGUAUGGCAAGGAAUAGUCGUCUUCAAGAAACACUUCAAGAGUUGCCGGAGCCAUAGUCAAAGAUAACAGCUUGCAGCUUGCGUAGUUGAAUGGCGGAGGCUUAGCGGAUUUUAAGAAUUUUUCUUUCAUUACAGCUUUUUUUCCAGAAGUUGUCUUUAUAUCAGCAAAGCUACAGAAUGCUGCUGUGACAUAAAACCUUUCUAUGCAAAACGUAGCCCAUUCCGCAAAUUUGCUCUUUUUUGGUCAUUCAUAAUAUAAUUGUUUUAAAUAGUUCAGUAAUCAAUUAUUUAAUCCAUAUUUUUAUUGAUUUUGUUUUGUAAAGUGAAGUUUUGUCUCAGAGCCGCAUUCUAUUUCCCUUAUCCCAGCGCGUUGCAGUGAGUAAAGUCACGAAAUGUGUUAGAAAUAACAUGAGUAACUGGAGCAAACAAACCAAAAACCAUAUUAUGUAUUCACAAACAACAAGCUUACUUCCACUUGUUAACUGGUGUACUCUCUUUUUCUAUGUUUGACAGAUUUUACUAAUGAUAUUUUUGAUUUUUAUUUUCUCUUGUUCUGACCUGACAUUUCUCAAAGGGUCCACAACUGAGGAGUUACAAGCGAUGCAGAUACUUUGUGCCGCAGGUCACUUGGAUUGAUGCUGGCCAUACCAUCAACUGAACUGUGGUCGGCAUGUUACCUGAAAGCAAUAGAAUCGCAACCCAACUUCGCAGUGGCUUGGAGUAAUCUUGGUUGUGUCUUCAACAGUCAGGGAGAAAUAUGGCUGGCAAUACAUCAUUUUGAAAAGGCUGUGACGUUGGAUCCAAACUUCCUGGAUGCAUACAUUAAUCUAGGAAAUGUGCUGAAAGAAGCGAGGAUCUACGACAGAGCAGUUGCAGCUUAUCUUAGAGCUCUCCAGCUGAGCCCAAGUCAUGCCGUUGUCCAUGGCAACCUGGCUUGUGUUUACUAUGAACAAGGACUGAUUGAUCUCGCAAUAGACACAUACAGACGCGCAAUAGAACUCCAACCACAUUUCCCAGAUGCAUAUUGUAACCUAGCAAACGCCCUCAAAGAGAAAGGCCAGGUCCAGGAUGCGGAGGAAUGCUACAACUCGGCGUUGCGUCUGUGUCCUACGCAUGCCGACUCCCUCAACAACCUAGCCAACAUCAAACGUGAGCAAGGUAAAACGGAGGAAGCGAUCCGCCUCUACUGUAAAGCAUUGGAGGUGUUUCCAGAGUUCGCUGCUGCUCACUCAAAUCUUGCGAGUGUGCUACAACAGCAAGGAAAACUACAAGAAGCUCUCAUGCAUUAUAAAGAAGCAAUAAGGAUCUCGCCAACAUUUGCUGAUGCAUACUCAAACAUGGGCAACACAUUGAAGGAGAUGCAAGAUAUACAAGGGGCAUUGCAGUGCUACACCAGAGCCAUACAGAUCAACCCAGCAUUUGCUGAUGCACACAGUAACCUUGCCUCAAUUCACAAGGACUCGGGCAAUAUCCCGGAAGCCAUUGCCUCAUACAGAACAGCUCUAAAAUUGAAGCCAGACUUUCCUGAUGCAUACUGCAAUUUGGCACAUUGUCUACAGAUUGUAUGCGACUGGGCAGAUUACGAGGCGCGUAUGAAGCAGUUAGUGUCCAUAGUGGCUGAGCAGUUGGAGAAAAACCGUCUUCCAUCUGUGCACCCCCAUCACAGUAUGCUGUAUCCGUUGUCCCACUCCUUCAGGAAAGCCAUCGCUAAUCGACAUGGCAAUCUCUGCUUGGAAAAGAUUACGGUUUUGCAAAAACCUCAAUACACCUAUCCUAAAGACUUGUCAGCUAGCAACGGCCGGCUAAGGAUUGGCUAUGUGAGCUCGGAUUUUGGAAACCACCCGACAUCUCAUCUUAUGCAGAGUAUACCAGGCAUGCAUAACAGAGACAAAGUAGAGGUAUUUUGCUAUGCUCUUAGCGCUGAUGAUGGUACCAAUUUCCGAACAAAAAUAUCAAGAGAAGCAGAACAUUUUGUGGAUUUAUCAGCAGUAACUUGCAAUGGUAAGGCAGCAGAUAGAAUCAAUGCUGAUGGUGUACACAUCCUGUUGAAUAUGAAUGGCUACACAAAAGGUGCUAGGAAUGAAAUCUUCGCACUGAGGCCAGCACCUAUUCAGGCUAUGUGGCUAGGCUACCCAGGCACAAGUGGCGCACCAUUCAUGGAUUACAUCAUCACCGACCGCAACACCUCUCCUGUUGAGCUGGCCCACCAGUAUUCCGAGAAGCUAGCCUACAUGCCUAACACGUUCUUCAUUGGCGAUCACUGGCAUAUGUUCCCUCACCUGAUCGAUAAAGGCCUGCUAGAUAAGGAUGGCAAACAGAGAAAUGACAAGAACAUCAUCAAUGCUCUCAAUCUGAAACAACUGGCUCAGGAUAAUAUGAAACCCGAAAUGAAUGGGAUGUCAGACAAACUGCCAUUCAAGACCGUCGCAUCUUCCAUCUCAAACGCUGUCAAUGCCAUGGUGUCGCAAGGACAGGUUCAGAUCUCAACACCUCAAGGCGUCAUCAUCAACGGACUCGCCGCCAGCCAAACACUGCCUAAAGCUGCCACCGGAGAAGAGGUUCCACCAAACCCACUUGUCACAACCAGGAAUAUGUACGGCCUGCCAGACGAUGCCAUCGUGUAUUGUAACUUUAACCAGCUGUACAAGAUUGAUCCAUCUACACUGUCUAUGUGGGUUUCGAUUAUCCAAAAAGUGCCAAAUAGUGUUUUGUGGUUGCUAAGGUUCCCGGCUGUCGGUGAAGCCCACCUAACCGCCACCGCCCAGCAGAUGGGCUUGCCCGCAGGCCGCGUCAUCUUCUCAAAUGUAGCCCCUAAAGAAGAGCAUGUAAGGAGGGGUCAGCUGGCGGAUGUUUGCUUGGAUACCCCACUCUGCAAUGGACACACCACAGGAAUGGAUGUGCUCUGGGCUGGAACACCUAUGGUCACUCUUCCAGGUGAGACCCUAGCAUCAAGAGUUGCAGCAUCUCAACUGUAUGCGCUGGGUUGCCCAGAGCUUGUUGCUCGCAACAGGCAGGAGUACGAAGACAUUGCCGUGAGGCUGGGGACCGACCCGGAAUACCUCCUGAAAGUUAGGAACAAGGUGUGGCUGCGACGUGUAGAAAGCACGCUAUUUAAUACAAAAGUGUAUGCAACGGACCUAGAGAGACUCUGCUUUGCUAUGUUUGAACGAUUCUCAAAAGGAUUACCCAUCGACCACAUCAGGCAUUUAACGCCGCAAGGAUUCAAACCGCAUGAGGAGAUCGUAAACGGACGCUGAUUAUUGAAAUAUCGAUAUUGCCUGGUUUAAAAAAAGACUGUCGAAUAUAUUAAAGACUUGCCUAAUUAUGAUGCUAUCUAAACAUAUUUUAAUUUUAAUUAUGGUGGUAUGGCCAUGCUUGAACAAUCCUUAGGAUAAUAUAAUAUAAUAAUCUUUAUAUUUAAUAUUAAGAAAUGGUGAUAAAAUCUCAAAAUCUUUUAAUCAAGCUCAGCCAGAUUUGUUUAAAAAACCUUUUUUGUUCCGUCUGCAUUUAUUUGUUUAUAUGUGUAGUGGCUGUAGAUUGGUAACAAACUCGAACACACAUGCAAAGAAUAUUUACCAAUAUUCUGCAUUGUAGAUAAAUGGUUAUUUUGAUGGUCAUGAUUAAUUUUACCUUAAAGGGUGGCGUAUUUUGUGUAGCGUAUAUUGUAAAUUUUUUGAAAUGUAUAGGUAAAUGUUAUUGUAAUUAUCACUUUCAUUGCUUUUUUUUGUGCCAAUGAUGCAGUAUAGAAGGUUCUUGUUUGUUGGUUGGGUUGGUUGGUUGCCGAGUUGUGAUUUGCAUAGGUGGAUUGGCCAAUAAAAGUCGCCAUUGUUCAGGUGUAGAAUGUUCAGCUUGGCUUGUUGUAUAGGUUAAACAGAUGUAAGCAGAAUAAAUGCCUGUUCUUUAUUUGA